UAAUACCACCAACUAUACCUGUUAAAGAUAAUAUGAGUGACUCUGUAGUUGACCCAUCAGAUGAUCCACAGUUAACCCUUUGGGUGACCUAUAAUAAACCUUUUACUAAUAGUAGUCUGCUGGUUAAAAAACCUGGUAUUCUUAUUUCUAAAGGACAUGUAGACCCUUAUAGUAAAAUCAAAUCUAAAACUUUACAAGUUAACAAUGAAACAAAAGGUGUAGCUAAAAAAAAAGUAAAUCAUUUAGAAAAACAGAGACCUAUAAGAAAGAUAUGA
Molecule: messenger RNA, 275 nt
Organism: Cetraspora pellucida
Lineage: Eukaryota; Fungi; Glomeromycota; Glomeromycetes; Diversisporales; Gigasporaceae
Source: the annotation of a GenBank genome assembly